GAUCUUGAGCGCCCCGGCCAGACUUCAUUGGCCUGCGGCGCCGCCACUCGGAGAGACGUGCCUCAACCCGGAAGUGUGAGAGGCAAAAUCUGCCUAGCAACCGGGGAAGCCGGGCUGUGAAGCGGGCAAUUUCAGUGUGAGAAGGAGCGGUGAGACCGAGCGGCGGCCCGGAGCGCGCCGCGGCAGCUCCUUCCGCCCGGGGUCAGCGCCUCGGCGCGCGCACGCGCACCCUCGCUGCCUGAGCGCGCCCCGCGCCGCCCGCGCAGUCGGUCCGUCGGUCGUCCGUCGUCCUGUCGCCACCGCUGCCUCAGGCGCCACCCGAGGGAGCCGUCGCCGUGGGACGCGACCAGACCGGACCCGAGCUCUCUGCCCGAGGCUGGUCCGGGGCCCAGCUGCGGAUCGCGCGGAGCCGAGCAACUUCGGUUGCCCAUCACAUUGAGCCAGUAUAUCCACAUAAGUUGCCUUUUGACAGAACUGUGGCCAUGGCGGCAUGGUAGGACCCGUGUCCUGGACCCUGAGGCCAGAAUGAGUGAAGAAGCAUGCCGAACCCGCAAUCAGAAGCGAGCCCUUGAACCUGACCUAACGGAGGAUGAUGUGGAGAGUAAGAAAAUGAAAAUGGAGAGAGGACCAUCAGAGCUGACAGUGGACGGAGACAGCAGGGUGAUGCCAGAGCCGAGUGCUGGCUCAGCCCAGGUCUUGCUGAGGACAACAGAGGCCAUGGGCACAGGAUCUGGUGAAGGGCUGUUAGGAGAUGGACCUGUGGACAUGCGCACCUCACACAGUGACAUGAAGUCUGAGAAGAGACCUCCCUCACCUGAUGUGAUUGUGCUCUCUGACAGUGAGCAGCCAUCAAGCCCAAGGGUGAAUGGUCUGACCACAGUGGCCUUGAAAGACACCAGCACUGAGGCACUCUUGAAAAGCAGCCCGGAAGAGCGAGAGCGGAUGAUCAAGCAGCUGAAGGAGGAAUUGAGGCUAGAGGAAGCAAAACUGGUCUUGUUGAAGAAGCUGCGACAGAGUCAAAUACAGAAGGAAGCCACUGCGCAGAAGCCUACAGCUUCCUCGGGGAGCACUGUGACCACCCCUCCCCCACUCGUGCGGGGUACCCAGAACAUUCCUGCUGGCAAGACAUCACUUCAGACCUCCUCCACUCGAAUACCCGGCAGCAUCAUCCCACCACCACUGGUCCGAGGUGGGCAGCAGGUGUCUGCCAAACUGGGACCACAGGCCAGCUCUCAAGUAGUCAUGCCACCACUUGUCAGGGGGGCCCAGCAGAUUCACAACAUCAGACAGCAUUCCUCUACGGGGCCACCACCUCUCCUCCUGGCCCCCCGUGCCUCAGUGCCCAGCAUGCAGAUUCAGGGACAGAGGAUCAUUCAGCAGGGACUUAUCCGUGUCGCCAAUGUCCCCAACACCAGUCUGCUCGUCAACAUCCCUCAGCCUGCCACAGCCUCCCUGAAGGGGACAACAGUUGCCUCUGCUCAGGCAAACUCCACUCCCACUAGUGUGGCUUCUGUGGUGGCGUCUGCUGAGUCUCCAGCUAGUCGACAGGCUGCUGCCAAGCUAGCACUGCGUAAGCAGCUGGAGAAGACACUGCUGGAGAUCCCCCCUCCCAAGCCCCCCGCUCCAGAGAUGAACUUCCUGCCCAGUGCUGCCAACAAUGAGUUCAUCUACCUGGUUGGCCUGGAAGAAGUGGUGCAGAACCUGCUGGAGACACAAGCGGGCAGGAUUUCUGCUACUGCAGCUGCUGCCGUGUUAUCCCGGGAGCCCUACAUGUGUGUGCAGUGUAAGACAGACUUCACAUGCCGCUGGCGAGAGAAGGGUGGAGCCGUCAUGUGUGAGAACUGCAUGACAUCCAACCAAAAGAAGGCACUCAAGGUGGAGCAUACCAGUCGCCUGAAGGCUGCCUUCGUGAAAGCGCUACAGCAAGAGCAGGAGAUGGAGCAGCGACUGCUGCAGCAGGGUGUGGGCACCGCCAGCAUCAAGGCUGAGCCUGCAGCCCCACAUCCCACACUGAAGCAGGUCAUAAAGCCCAGACGUAAGUUGGCGUUCCGCCCAGGAGAGGCCCGUGACUGGAAUAACGGGACCUCACUACAGGCUUCCAGCCAGCUGUCCCGGGGCUCAGCCGCAACACCUCGUGGUGUUCUGCACACUUUCAGCCAGUCACCCAAACUGCAGAACGCAGCCUCAGCUACGGCCCUGGUAAGCAGGACUGGCAGACAUUCCGAGAGAGUCAUGGGCACCGGCAAGGGCACCGCCUCCAACUGGAAAAAGACGCCUCUGAGCACAGGCGGGACCCUUGCCUUCGUCAGCCCAAGCCUGGCAGCAGUGCACAAGACCUCCUCGGCUGUGGACCGACAGCGAGAAUACCUCCUGGACAUGAUUCCUCCACGCUCCAUCCCCCAGUCAGCCACAUGGAAAUAGUGGGAGCUGGCCCAGCCGAGGACAGGCCCUCUUCUCUCCCAAGGCCCUUGGUCUAGGACACGCAGACUGCCCUCCUAGCAAGUUGCCUGAGACAGCUCAGGCCUUGGCUGUUGCCUUGCUGUCCAGGAGAGUGUGCCACCAUGGUGCCCAGGAUCAGAACCAGGGACCUUCCCCAUGGGCCUUCUCCUUCCUUUUUGCCUUUAGUUUGCCCGACACCAGCAGAAACUUGGACCUUGGGGCCAGCUCUGCCUGGCCAGCGUGGGUGGGAGCUCACCCUGGACACUGUGACAUACCCGGGCCAGGCUGGCACCGGGGGCUCCCGAAGUUGAGCCGGGGUUUUGUUUUCUUUUGGCUUUUCCCAUCUUAGCUCCCCAGUCUCUGCCUCUUCAUGGCCAUCUAUAGGUUGAAGUUUGGGUUUUAUUGGGUGGUUUUUUUUUUUUUUUUUUUUUUUUUUUUUUGGUUUGUUUUUGUUUUUUAUAAUCACCUCAUAAUGAUGAUGGAAUUAAAAGUGAACUGCAUAGACCCAGGGUCAUUGUUGUACACAGUGCAGUCUAGCAGUCUAACCCCAGAGGGUGCUCAGAGUGGCAGCACCAGAGAUGGCAGGUGCCACCCUGGCUCUAGUCUUGUCUGUUGCUGCUCACUGCAGCCCCUGGCUUCCACACUCAGCAGAACGAAUAGCAGCCCAGAUUUUGUCUGUUAUCCAGAGGCUCCAGAGGGAUGCUGGAUCCACUGUGCUAGAGCCAGAGCUGGUUGCUGGCUGGGAGACCACUGGGUUACUUUUUGUGGUUUAUUUUAUUAAAAGUGUCUGUCCUUUUUCUCUUUUGAUGGACACAAUCUCAAGAUGCCCAUGCCUGCCAAGAGGCAUCCAGGUAGGGCCCAGCCAGAACCCUUAUAUCUGGAGUCAGCAGGGCUUACUCCCUCUCAAUCCACAGGGAUGUCUGAAAGGGCCCAAGUCUUCUUUUGUUCUGUUUUGUUUCCUUCUCCUCCCCCCCCCAACCCCCACUCUUUUAACAAUUGGUUCCAAGGUGAAAGGCAGAAGCAGCUGUGUGUCCAGCACGCACGGGGCGGCCUUCUGCUCAUGUGAUUGGUCGCCAUCGUUUCCCCAUGCAGCCCUGGUUUCCCUUGACACAAUACAGUUAGGGACUUUAAUUUAAACCCUUGUUCUGCGGACCACUGCCCGCUGCAGACACGCCCUGCCUCCUCCUAAUAAAGGCUCAUUUAACUCCGUGCUCA
Molecule: messenger RNA, 3654 nt
Organism: Arvicanthis niloticus (Nile rat)
Lineage: Eukaryota; Metazoa; Chordata; Mammalia; Rodentia; Muridae
Gene: Gatad2a
Product: GATA zinc finger domain containing 2A
Biological process (GO): negative regulation of transcription by RNA polymerase II
Cellular component (GO): NuRD complex
Source: RefSeq, a predicted model, not a curated record